Messenger RNA from Emiliania huxleyi CCMP1516, 1796 nucleotides. RefSeq lists its product as hypothetical. The record is from RefSeq and is a predicted model, not a curated record. Gene Ontology annotation, molecular function: ceramide 1-phosphate transfer activity; ceramide 1-phosphate binding. Lineage: Eukaryota; Haptophyta; Isochrysidales; Noelaerhabdaceae. Gene Ontology annotation, cellular component: cytoplasm; cytosol; membrane. The transcript has 3 exons. Gene Ontology annotation, biological process: ceramide transport; intermembrane lipid transfer. Bases 193 to 1587 code for a protein of 464 amino acids.
CUCCCGGCCGGGGUGGGGCGCGCGCGGGGGGGGGCCCGAGAGCGAUAUGCCAUAUGUCCGCCUUGCGUUGUUUCAACAUCGAAGGCAAAGCUCAAAAAAGAAAAAGGUCAGGCCGUUGCGGCAGCCUGGUUUCAUGAGAGAGACGCGCAGCCGCUCCUUGUCGUAAGUUCAAGUCGCAUGCGGCUCGACGAGAUGCUCCGCAGUGCCUUCUUGGCGUCGGUGUUGUACUGCACCCUCCUCUUCUCUGUGACAGCCGCAGUGCAGCGUGAGAAGAGCUGCGGGCCUGGCUGGAGCGAGCGCCGGUGCGACCACCGCGUGAGGGGCGAGAUACAUCUGUGGACCGCCCUCCUAUUCGCACUGCUCCUCCUCCUCUGGGCCGUCCUCCGGGCCAGGGGGUGGCUCGGGCGGCUGGUGCGCAAGACGAUUGGCGGCGCUCCGCAGCACACGCCGCUCUCCUCAAUCUCUGUCGACAUGCCGCUGUCGCCGAUGAAGGAGCCCGGCGCGGCGCCCGCGCCGACGCUCCUCUCCGCGCCGACCCUCCUCGGCCACCGCCGCCAGCCCACGCCGGACAGCGUCGUCGAGCUGCUCCUGCUACACGAGGACAGCGAGCGCUGCACGCAGAGAGACGAGGCCGACGAGAGAGAGCGCGCGUCCCUCGAGCUGGGCAACGAGCUGCAUGCCGACUUUGGCGAGAUUAUUGACGCGCCGCUCUCGCCGCACACGCCGCCGCCGCCACCGCCACCUAGACCGCAGCCGCCAGAGCAGCCUCUGCCGCCGCCGCAGCAGCAGCCGCAGCCGCUGCCACAAGCGUCCUCACCGCCGCCGCAGCAGCCGCCGCCGCCGACGCAGUCGUCUCAGCCGCCGCCCCGGCGGUCGCCGUCGCCGCCGCCGCCGGGUCCGCAUUCGAUCCUGCACGCGGCGACUCGGGCGUUUGAGGCGGCGAUGGCGGCCGGAGGCGGCAGCGACCAGGAGGACGGCGCGGGGUCGGGCGAGAUGGACGUGGAGUUGCUGGUCGCCGCCUUCCGCACCAACCUUGCGGUGACGGAGGUCUUCGGCUCGAUGAUGACCCCCGCCGUCAAGAAUGACCUCGCCAACCUGGACAAGCUCGCAAAGGCGUGGGAGGCGCUCGGCAAGCGGCGCGGUGCGGCGCAGGUGGCGACGCUGCGAGGGCUGCUCGAGGCGGAGCGGGCGAGCGGGGUCCACAAGCCGGGCGGCGUGCUGCGCGACCCCUCCGCCGGCAUCGCCCUCACUUGGCUGCGCCGCUCGCUCGCCUUUCAGCGCGGCCUGCUGCAGGGGCUGGCGGCGGACCGCGGCGCGACACUGAGCGCGGUGGCGACGGCGGCGUACAAGGCGCACCUCGAGCGGUACCACAACUGGGUGCUCCGGGGCACCUUCAAGGUCUGCCUCGGCGGCCUCCCCGCGCGAGACGUCUUCCUCGACAAGCUCGGGCCCGAGCUGCGGCCGGCGGAGCGAGCAGAGGUGUGCUACCGCGAGGCGGCCGAGGUGGGGGAGGCGAUGCGGAGGGCCGACGAGCGGAUGGGCGCGCUGCUGGUCGCGCUCGACAUGGACGACCAGCGGAAGGCGUGAGGAUCGGGCUAUAGAAGUCGUCUCGGUACACGUCUUACAUGCGCGUGCUGGCCGCGCGCGGUGCCACGCUGCCAGAUAAGAGAUCUCUCUGCGUCUCUGUCGCUCUUGUCUGUUCGAGCGCCCUGUAUGUGAAAAAAAGAGAAUGGGCGUAUAGAGAUGUAGCGAGUAGCGGGUUGUGUCGUGCAUGAUACAUAUAUAUGUAAACGGAC